Messenger RNA from Tilletiaria anomala UBC 951, 668 nucleotides. RefSeq lists its product as uncharacterized. Lineage: Eukaryota; Fungi; Basidiomycota; Exobasidiomycetes; Georgefischeriales; Tilletiariaceae. The record is from RefSeq and is a predicted model, not a curated record. The transcript has a single exon. Bases 82 to 423 code for a protein of 113 amino acids.
AUACAGAAGAGCAUCAGCGGCAGGAUGCCUUUUCAACAUGCAGUGCAUCACUUGUAGGCGCGCUUCAGAUCUGCAGACGGAAUGGCCACCUGCUGUCGAGCUCGACGUCCUGUAAAAUCUACCCUCCUCCGCAAGCGGCGACCGUCCCAAAUGGAUUCAUGCCCACCUCACGGUGACCCAGGACAACAUCGCUGCGGCUCUACACGUCGCCAAGGACCUCCGGAUCGAAACCUGAUCACUCGCGGCACCCAGACCCGGAAAGACAAUAGUCAAGAUCCUAGCCAACGGAAUCUGCGGCUCGGACCUCAACCAGUACCCCAAAGGCGGCAUUGGAGGUCACGGGCUCGUCAAUCCUCACCUCGCUUGGCCACGAGUGCUCGCAGAUCAUCCACGCAAUCCUUGAUUACGAAUAGUCGACACUGAUGGUACUGAAUGCGGGUGCAAGAUCCGGAGUAAGGCGGGUCUGCCUUGCCACAAGUUCAACCAGUGCCGGCAGGGUUACCAGAAUCGAUGCAACGACGAAAAGAAUUUUGCUACCUCGCUGACGAACGGUGGACGUGAGUCCAUUGGCAGUGCAGAUGCAUGCCACGCAGAGUUGAUUACAGAACAUAACCUGGCUUGCCUAAUGCAUUCUGCCAUUACCUUUAGCCCCGCAAUAUUGCCUCGUC